Molecule: messenger RNA, 2383 nt
Organism: Protopterus annectens (West African lungfish)
Lineage: Eukaryota; Metazoa; Chordata; Ceratodontiformes; Protopteridae
Gene: KLHL42
Product: kelch like family member 42
Exons: 4
Coding region: 310-1713 (467 amino acids)
Molecular function (GO): protein binding
Source: RefSeq, a predicted model, not a curated record
UAUGCAUAACUAUCUUUCCUGAUUUCGAAGAGUAACCACUACAAUCCAUGCCAACAGUACAAACUCCUAACAAUUACUUCUUUACAGCAACUGCACUAGGAUGGCGCGCUCCUUAUGUCUUUUUUCCUUGUUAGUUCCAAUUCGUUAAUUUAGCGGAACAGGAAGUGACAACACCAAAAGUGUAGUAGAGAUAUUCUGCAGUUAUAGAACGUGACCCAUGUAAAGAACUGUCUGAAGAAUAAAUGACAGAACGCUUUGUAAAAUAAUUUGUUACCUUGGGAUGCUGACAUUGCCUCGCUUGAUUAAACCAUGUCUGCUGACGAGAUAAUUUCAAUUAAUAUAGAAGACAAGACUUAUAACGUAAGCAAAAGUAAACUGAUAGAAAAAAGUGAUUAUUUUAAAGCGCUUUAUAGUUCAGGGAUGAAGGAGUCGUCGGAAGGCGUGGUUCAGUUGCAGGGAUUAAGCGUCAGCGGUAUUGAAUUGAUUAUUGGCUUUAUUAAUACAUCUACAAUACAGAUCAAUAACGAAACAUUAGAGGAUUUGAUAGAAACUGCAUCGUUCUUACAAGUUACUUCUGUUCUAAAUCGCAUUCUUUCCGAAGUCCGAUUAGAUAAUUGUGUAGAACUUUAUAAACUUUCUGAUGUUUAUGGUAUCCAUGACCUAAGGAUUGCUUGUAUGAAGUACAUGACAUGUCACUUCCAUCCAGUACUCAAGAGACCAGAAUUUAAUCUUUUGCCGAACUCUUUUAAGCAGCAAAUUCGAGAUAUGAGGAUGACGGGCAAUGCAACCCUUGUGGCUAUUGGGGACUUUACCCCUACGUCCUCUGAACUUGCUCAUCAAAGUGAACCAUGGUCCAUGCUCAAGUACGAUGAAGUUAUGCAAAGGUGGUUUCCAUUAGCUAAUACUCUCCCUACAAAUAUGAUUAAUGUUAGAGGGUAUUCAUCAGCAGUUUUAGACAAUUAUUUGUUUAUAGUUGGUGGGUAUAGAAUGACCAGCCAGGAAAUUGCUGCAGCUCACUGUUAUAAUCCCUGUAAAAAUGAGUGGAACCAGAUUGCUCCAAUGAACCAGAAAAGGUCUAAUUUUAAACUCCUGGCAGUAAAUGGGAAGCUGUAUGCUGUUGGUGGACAAUCAUUAUGCAGUGUUGAAUGUUAUAGCCCUGAGGCUGAUUGGUGGAGUUUUGUCGCAUCUCUUCCUGACCCACUUGCAGAGUUUUCAGCUUGUGAAUGUAAAGGCUUGAUUUAUGUCAUGGGAGGCUAUACUACAAGAGGUAGGAAUAUGAAUAUCCUACAGUAUUGUCCCACUUUAGACUCAUGGACUGUGUUUGAAUCUUGUGAGGUACAUAUUCGUAAGCAGCACAUGUUGUCUGUGGAAGACACUAUCUACCUUGUAGGAGGUUAUACCCACGAAUUCAGACCAAAUAAAAGAGCAAGACAAAAUGAAGAUGUCUUAACUGUGCAGUCUUACAGUAUCACAACAAGGGACUGGGUGUACCUCAAAGAGAAUACAUCAAAAUCUGGCCUUAACUUGACUUGUACACUGCACAAUGAUGGUAUCUACAUUAUGAGCAGAGACAUUACCACAUCUACAAGCCUUGAGCACUGGACUUCCUUGAAGUACAAUAUAUUUUCUGAUAUGUGGGAGUCAUUCAGACGUUUUCCAGCUUUUGGUCAAAAUAUGCUGCUUUUCUCACUGUAUCUGCCUAAGUUACUUUAAAGAUGAACUGUGUGCUACAGUAAACUUUUAGUUCACAGAUUCUUAUGUAAUGAACAUGUCAUGAAUGUGUGCAUGCACUAUAUUCUGCAGUUGGCAAAAAAAAGUUCAAACUUGAUUACUAUAUUUGCAGAUGCAAGUGUGUGAUCCUUGGGAAAAUUUCAGAAAAAUAUUCCUGAUCAUGAGCCUAAAUCCUAAGUACUUGAUUUUAUUCUAACCAUUUAAGGAGGUAAGAGUUUUCAAGUAGUGGCUAGGGUAGAAUUUUGAUAUGUGGACUUCUGUUAUUUUUUUAAUUUCCAUUGUUUUAUUUUUCUGUGCUUUCCUCACAGCCUUAUUUUCUACAAGAUUGUAUUUAGUUAGUGUCUUAGAGGACUGCUUUACUAGAAAAUGUAAUGUUUGGUAUUUAUUAACUUUCAGUUCACUUGCACUUGGUAUAUGUUUCUUUUUGUGUUAGCAACAAAUCCUUCUGCUUGAUCACAGUUGUAGACAUUGGACAUGUUGGCUGCUCAUGUUUAUAGAUCAUUUGUGACUUUUGUAAAAUAAUUGGAUGUUGGAAUAUGGAGGCAGAGUACCUGAAGCACUUAUUGGCAAUGCCACUUAUUAUUUUACAUUCUAUUUUUCCAGAAGAGGAUUUUGGUUGAUUAAACACAGAUAAAAAAUAAAUGCAUCUCAA